GACAGAGAGAGAGGAGAAAGAGAAGGCAGAGAGAGAGAGAGAGAGAGGGCAGAGGGGGGAGAAACAGAGGAGAGAGAGAGAGGGAGCGAGCGCUGCGCUGUAAGGUUUGUACCCCGUAUAUUCAGCGUGUCUGAUGAAACGAAGUCUCCGUAGAAUCUCUGAAGUCACUGGACUGUUUAUUAAACGAUUUAUUGGAUUGUUUACCGGGAGUGACCAUGAGGACCACAAGGAACCUGAGCAGCCUGGCCAGUGUCCUGCUGUGUUCAGUCAUGCUGUGCACACAGGCGGCUUCUGAAAGUAAGAUCUUUGGAGAAGAUCAGGUGCGGAUGACGUCGGAGGGGUCGGACUGCCGCUGCAAGUGUGUGAUGCGUCCAUUGCCGCGGGAUGCGUGUGCUCGGCUGCGCACCGGGAGCGCGAGGGUGGAGGACUUCUACACCGUGGAGACGGUGAGUUCAGGUGCAGACUGCAAGUGCUCCUGUACAGCCCCGCCCUCAUCGCUCAACCCCUGUGAAAACGAGUGGAAGAUGGAGAAACUGAAGAAACAAGCACCAGAACUGCUGAAGCUGCAGUCCAUGGUAGAUCUCCUGGAAGGAACUCUGUUCAGUAUGGACCUCAUGAAGAUCCACUCCUACAUCAACAAAGUGGUUUCUCAGAUGAACAAUCUGGAGGAGGUGAUCAAGACCAACCUGACCCGCGAGAACGACUUUGUACGAGACAGCAUGGCGGCUCUGACCAACCAGCUACGGCAAUACGAGAAUCAGUCUAAUCUCAUGAUGAGCAUAAAGAAGGAGCUGUCCAAUCUGGGCCUUCAGCUGACGCAGAGAGACUCCACCCCCAGCACCAAGGUACAGGACACGCUCAGUGGGAAAUUAAAAGAUUCCAGCAGGCUCGUCACAAAGAAAACAGAGAAAGUAAAAGUGCCAGCCAAAGCCGCCAAAGAGAAGCCUGUCAAGUCCAAGCAGGAGGCGUCCAAUGAAGCUAAACAUGAGAGGGCAGAUCCGGCAGGGAAAACCCAUCCCAGCCAGCAGCAGCCAGGACACGUCCGCGGCAUCACCUACUACAAAGCAGACAAACCAGAACGGCCACAGAGUACGGAUCAGGAGGCGGAGCCCGAUGAGGUGGACAUGGUACUGGAAGUGGAGGAAGCUGCCUCAAUGCCUAUUACUGCGGCAACAUAUACCAACACAGCCACAUCCAUAAAAACAACCACCACCACCACAAUGACAACCCAAAGCACAACAACCAGCAGAGCAGUGGCCAGAGAAGAGCGUCCAGUUCCGACCAUCCUGCUAACGCUGGACAACACCAUCAACCUCACGCACACUGCUGCAGGUAAAGAGGUCCUGUGUGAGGGGACGAUAGCGUCAGUGGCUGAACCUGUGAAACAGCACAGCUACGGGAGGAACGAGGGCGCAUGGAUGAAGGAUCCCGCGGCAAAGGACUCCAAAAUCUACAUCACCAACUAUUAUUAUGGCAACAGUCUGGUGGAGUUCAGAAACUUGGAAAACUUCAAACAAGGUCGGUGGAGUAACCUGUACAAACUGCCCUAUAACUGGAUCGGAACAGGCCAUGUCGUAUACAGGGGGGCGUUUUACUACAACCGCGCCUUCACCAAGAACAUCAUCAAGUACGAGCUGCGGCAGCGCUACGUCGCGGCCUGGACGCAGCUCCAUGAUGCCGUUUAUGAGGACGCCACGCCCUGGAAAUGGAGGGGUCACUCAGACAUCGACUUUGCCGUGGAUGAGAGUGGAUUGUGGAUCAUCUAUCCAUCUGCGGACUAUGACUAUGCCCAGGCUGAGGUGAUUGUGGUGGCCAGACUGGAUCCUAAUGACCUGUCUGUUCGCAAAGAGACCACAUGGCGGACAGGGCUGAAACGGAACUCUUACGGGAACUGCUUCAUCGCCUGCGGCGUGCUGUAUGCUGUUGAUGCUUAUGACCGGAGAGAUGCCCAAGUUUCAUACGCGUACGACACACACACAGGUGCCGAGAGGUCGCCAGGGUUACCGUUUGUUAACGAAUACUCCUUCACCACGCAGAUCGACUACAACCCGAAGGAGAAGGUUCUGUUUGCCUGGGACAACGGACACCAGCUCACCUACAACAUCACAUUCUUAGAGCGCGAUCAGAAAUGACCUCAUCAAAUCUGCCAGUUACGUGUGGGUGUAAAUACACUUACAUUUCUUUAUUUAACGAUUCAGUGCAUCAUGAACUCUCUGGUUUCACGAUAGUUCAGCUCAGUGUUUUUGGUACAGUUCGGGAGUGGAGAAUUGGUUAGAAGUAGACCUUCAGUUUGGGCCACAAAUGACCAAAAACGUAAAUACGAUAAUGCUAAUUUCUACCAGCGCCCCUAUGGGAUUCUAAUACUACAUUAGUUCUGAUUUUGGUCAUCCUAAAUUAAACACAGAUGUUUGAAGCUUGUAAAGACAUUAACUUAUAUUUGAGCUUGUGUGUAUCAGUUUUACACUGACUCUUUCAGUAAAGGUCCUGGUAUUGAGCUGCCGUCGCUGUCUUAGACUACGACUCAUGUUCACAUGAGUUCACAGUCAGUGACGUAUCUAGAACCUCCAGAAGGACUAGAGUGAUGUUUUUACUGAGUAAAUUAGUCCCACCCCAUUGUAAAAGCAAAGUGCCAUUGGUUGAUUCCUCGGUAGUUAAUCUAAUGUGUAAGGCCUUCAGUCCAGCUCCCGAAGUCCUAACCAAAGGAGGGCUUACUCGGCUGUAUCUACCUACAUACCACCGAGAAUUUUCCACUGGGCAAGAUUUUAACUACCAAAACUAAACAGUGAAACACUACAAUACUUGGAGUUUGAAUACAACAAUCAUCAUGAUUCUAUUUAUUAAAAAUGAAUCAUGUAUUUUUAGUUCAUAGAAAGGCUUUCUCUGAUCUAGAAGGCCAUUAAGGUUCCUCACUGUAAUUCAGUGUUAUUAUUAAAAAUUAUUAUACAGAAAUGUGGUAUUAUAAUCAUGCAGUAUUGCAAUAUAGACAGUAACAACAAGACACCAAGAAGUACAUUUUCAGCACAUUUGCAUUCAAAAUGUACCAUAUUUCUUUACAACCAAAUAAAAUUAAUGAGAGCAGAUUAUUAUUAUUAUUGAUUACAAUUGACAAACGUAAUGCAGUUGAAUUACCACUUUCAGGUUGAUGUUUACACCCUGCUGCUUUAUGGUUUCAUAUUCCUGACUGGCCAGUGUUUAUGUUGAUAACCGUCUGUCUCACUGUCAGUUGUAUAACAACUGGGUUUAAUGUAAAACGUUCAUUAAAAAACAAAUCUAUAUACAGUGAAGUG
Molecule: messenger RNA, 3287 nt
Organism: Colossoma macropomum (tambaqui)
Lineage: Eukaryota; Metazoa; Chordata; Actinopteri; Characiformes; Serrasalmidae
Product: olfactomedin-like protein 2A
Exons: 8
Coding region: 216-2132 (638 amino acids)
Biological process (GO): signal transduction
Source: RefSeq, a predicted model, not a curated record